Molecule: messenger RNA, 2040 nt
Organism: Arctia plantaginis
Lineage: Eukaryota; Metazoa; Arthropoda; Insecta; Lepidoptera; Erebidae
Source: the annotation of a GenBank genome assembly
AUGUAUUUUGAGGAUUUGGCUGUUCGUGUGAAGAGCACAGCGUUCCAGCAGGGAUUAAUCGCUGUAAGCCAUGCAACGCUACGGAAAUGGUGUCUGCAGAUGGCGCCACUUGCGUACCGCGACGUUGUCAAAACACUGGGGGAAGGUUCGCCUGCAGGAAAUGUCCUGGUGAUUACAUCAGUGGUGCGUAUGUAUGACAGUAAAGUGACCCAAAACAUUGACGGUUCGCCUCUCAAAGAGGUACAAUGCAUGAAAUGUGCUAGAGGCUUCAGAGCUGAGAACAAUGUUUGCGUGAAGUGCGAGGCCUGUGUUUGCACCAAGAGCCAGAUCGUCGUCAGAGGAAUCUGUGUGCCGAAGAGCUAUAUUAACAAUAGACCGAAGUACGAGGAGAAUAGCUUGCAUCCCUUAGCUUUAUUAGACGUGGUGAAGCACGAAUAUUCAUGUACGCAAAAUGAUUUUCGAGCUUGUCGCACUCUGGCUAGUGAAUGCGUCAAGAAUUUUUACUCUACUGACCUCGCAGGACCUUGCAGACUAUGGAUACAAUCUAAAAUACCAACACCCAAAGGCUUACCGCUACUUACAGUACAAUCUUCGUUGACAGACAAAUAUCCGGGUGAAACAAAUUUACCCCGUGGGAAGGAUUCUUUAAUAAUAGCGGCAGCGGUGUAUACUUCACAAGGAGGAGUACUGUUCCUUAAAGAUCCGAGUCAACAGGUCUCUCCGUGCUAUUUGCCUAUUAAUAUUCAAAUUGGACGUGACUUUACGGUAGAAAGAGACAAGAAUAGUCAAGGCUCGUUAAAACUGUACAUAUCAAUCGAAGCAAACUACGCGACAAAAUCUCAGCUUUCCAAUACAAUUGUGACUACUUUGAAAGUAAUCCAUGUCAUGCCUGAAGCCGGUGUGCAUCGAGGACUUGAGAUAUGGGGUGGUGUAUUAGGCUCUGUGCUGGCAUUGUACGCGAUGGUGCAAUGGCGCGGUACCGUCCGAAGAGGCGGUCUGUACAUCUCCAUAGCCCCGCUGUUAGCCGGCUCCAUCGCCGACACAUUGUAUUUCGCGACACUGUUUUCCACGCUCCACGCUUUGGCCGCAGAAGCUGGAACGAUCGGAUUGACACUACCGUUGUCGCGAGCGGAAGAGUACCUUAUAAAAGCACUUAUUUAUUCCGCAGUUUCUUUAAAGGCUUUCAAGGUGGCCUGGAUCAACAUCAAACAGUGUCGUUGUGAUAUUUUCUUCCUUAACUGGUCAGAGUACAACCCACCAUUUAAAGAUGCAUGUACAAUGGAUAAGCCUGGUAAUUGGAGAGCUGUGACAUUGGCUAGAGAAUGGAGUAGAAUGCAGACGAUGCGCAGAGUCUCAACGGGUCAUACAGUUAUUCUAGCACUGCUUAUUUUACAUCUUCUUAGACCUUGGCAGUCGUAUUUACCUCCAAGUCUUGGCUACAAAUGGGCUGUAGCGACUAUCGCGUGGUGGUCUUCGUACACCACAUUCCUAUUGGGUCGGUUGGCAUGGGACAGACUGGUCGCCUCACCAGUUAAAAGUUUGCCAAAGAUUUGCACCAACGUUGGUCUGUCGUUAUUGGUAUUCGAAGAAGAUUAUUAUGCGCAUUAUGUUCAUGGCAGGGUUAUAUACAAGCAGCUGGCACUUUCUAUAACAGAUUUAGGAGAAACCGAGACAAGACAAGCUUUACUGUCACGCUUCUUAGCUGCGUUUUUUGAAAGGGCUUUGGAUGGACUAAGCUGGGUUGCCAGCGAACUCACAAUAUUGGAGAGGUUAUUAGAUGUAGAACUGACGACUAGAGAAGCAGGCAACACUAGCACUCUCUUAUAUGAUCCUGCUAAUAAUACUCCUUCGUGUUUUGCUGUAACUUGGUGGGGAGAGGAGUGGAAUCUAUCAACGUUUGAUGCAAUGGUCUUCGGAAGUGUCUUCAUCGCAUUGAACGAUGCUUUACUCGCAGCACUGAUCACUGUUAUCCUAUGUCAGGUGAGGUGUUAUCCGGCUGUGAAAUACUUACAGUAUAAGGACCCUAACCCUGGGGAGUGA